CAGCACAUUACGCAGCCAAACAGCAGAGAAGAUAAAAGCGCCGGAUCAAAUAACGCAAAGAAGGGUCUUGUUAGAAGCGGCGUGUCUGACUCCACUAACACCUACAAACGAGAUAAAGAAGGAAGGUAGCAGAAGUUGUUCUGUUUUCAACAAGCUGUGAAAUUUGGCGGGUGAUUGAUCAAAUAGAAAAGCUACACGUUGAAAUGGCAGAUCGCGGAGACGGAGCUGAAGCCUUUGAUGAUGCGGUUGAAGAACGGGUCAUUAAUGAAGAGUACAAGAUAUGGAAGAAGAAUACACCUUUUCUGUACGACCUUGUAAUGACUCAUGCGCUGGAAUGGCCGUCAUUGACUGCUCAAUGGUUGCCGGAUGUGACUAAACCGGAAGGCAAGGAUUACUCCGUCCAUAGACUGAUUUUAGGUACGCAUACCUCUGAUGAACAGAAUCAUCUGCUGAUUGCUAGUGUGCAGCUGCCAAACGAAGAUGCCCAAUUCGAUGCCAGUCAUUAUGACAACGAAAAGGGUGAGUUUGGCGGAUUUGGAUCAGUCUCCGGGAAAAUUGAAAUAGAAAUCAAGAUUAACCACGAAGGAGAAGUAAAUAGGGCCAGAUACAUGCCGCAGAAUCCUUGUGUGAUUGCUACUAAAACGCCGUCUAGUGAUGUCCUCGUGUUUGACUACACUAAACAUCCCAGCAAACCUGAACCUAGUGGAGAAUGUCAUCCAGAUUUGCGUCUUAGAGGACACCAGAAAGAAGGCUACGGCUUGUCAUGGAAUCCAAACCUUAAUGGGUAUUUGUUGUCUGCCAGCGAUGAUCAUACUAUUUGCUUGUGGGAUAUCAACGCUACUCCAAAAGAACAUCGAAUAAUCGAUGCGAAAAACAUUUUCACUGGACAUACUGCUGUUGUUGAAGAUGUCGCAUGGCAUUUAUUGCACGAAUCCUUAUUUGGUUCUGUGGCGGAUGACCAGAAGCUUAUGAUUUGGGAUACUCGUUGUAAUAACACUUCGAAACCAUCGCACACGGUCGAUGCUCACACAGCCGAGGUCAAUUGUCUUAGCUUCAAUCCUUACUCUGAGUUUAUCCUGGCUACGGGUUCAGCAGAUAAAACAGUCGCGUUGUGGGACCUUCGCAACCUGAAACUUAAAUUGCAUUCAUUCGAGUCGCACAAGGACGAAAUUUUCCAGGUUCAGUGGUCGCCACAUAAUGAUACCAUUUUAGCAUCAUCGGGUACAGACCGCCGUUUACACGUAUGGGAUUUAUCCAAAAUUGGUGAGGAACAGAGCGCUGAGGAUACAGAAGAUGGUCCACCUGAAUUGUUGUUCAUUCAUGGUGGACAUACAGCUAAAAUUUCGGAUUUCUCGUGGAACCCGAAUGAGCCGUGGGUCAUCUGCUCAGUUUCAGAGGAUAACAUUAUGCAAGUGUGGCAAAUGGCUGAAAACAUCUAUAAUGACGAAGAACCAGAUGUACCAGCCAGUGAAAUUGAAGCUGGCGCACCUUAAAAAUUUCAAAUAUAGAUAUUAAGGUAACAUCGUACACAGUUUUUGUUUAUUUUUCAACAUUCACAUUUAGACUACUACAAUCACAACAUUAUUCCAAACAUGAAGUGCACGCUAAAUAAUCAAGAAAGUAUACUUAAUCUGCUAAAUCCCAGAUCUUCUUUUAAAAUCGCCACCUGUAAAGCUAUGCUGAUGCACAAAUUCCAGAAAUAAAGUUUAUUUCCUUAUAAUGACGUGAUUAUUAGA
Malaya genurostris is the source of this 1736-nucleotide messenger RNA. Its product is annotated as chromatin assembly factor 1 p55 subunit. Gene Ontology annotation, molecular function: histone binding. Gene Ontology annotation, biological process: regulation of gene expression. Bases 204 to 1493 code for a protein of 429 amino acids. NCBI's taxonomy places the organism in Eukaryota, Metazoa, Arthropoda, Insecta, Diptera, Culicidae. Gene Ontology annotation, cellular component: NuRD complex; ESC/E(Z) complex; nucleus. The transcript is spliced from 3 exons. The record is from RefSeq and is a predicted model, not a curated record.